This is a messenger RNA of Neocloeon triangulifer, 1758 nucleotides long. RefSeq names its product U4/U6 small nuclear ribonucleoprotein Prp4-like. The transcript has 8 exons. Bases 144 to 1685 code for a protein of 513 amino acids. Gene Ontology annotation, cellular component: U4/U6 x U5 tri-snRNP complex. The record is from RefSeq and is a predicted model, not a curated record. Gene Ontology annotation, molecular function: protein binding; U4 snRNA binding; U6 snRNA binding. Lineage: Eukaryota; Metazoa; Arthropoda; Insecta; Ephemeroptera; Baetidae. Gene Ontology annotation, biological process: mRNA splicing, via spliceosome.
UCAAAAUCAUUUUUAUUGGAUCGUGGUGUUAUUUAUUCCUGUGUUUUGUUUACGAAACGCAGGACGCCGGCUGAAUUUCAAACAAAAUAUAAUUUUCUCACUUUUGCAAGUACACAGCAGUGUUUCCAAAACACCCGUGAACUAUGUCCGACGACGAGGAAUCUGUUUUUAUCAAGAAAUCAAAAAAUAUUCACUAUGGAUCGCUGGAAGAGGGAGAAAGGGCCAAGCUGACAAGUUCGCUCUCCUCGGUGAUGGGCCCUGACUUCAACAGCCUGGUGCCGACUUCAGAUUUGAGCAAUGUUAUGAUCUCUAAUGAGUACCUUGAUUUGGAAAAUGCUGUGAACAGGGACAGGUCGGCUCUUCUGGAGGAAUUCGAGAAGCGGAAAUUGAAGAGACAAAUUAAUGUCUCCACAGAUGACGAGGAGGUGAAGAAAAACCUUCGACAUUUGGGAGAGCCCAUUUGCUUGUUCGGUGAGGGUCCAGCAGAGAGGAGAAUCCGUCUUAGAGAGCUACUGGCAACGCUAGGAGAAGAUGCAAUCAAACGAAAAAGAGACGAUGAGGAAGAAAAGACCGAGAAGGUUGACAGAGACCAGGAUAGCCAGACGUGGUACCACGAGGGACCAGACUCUUUACGUGUAGCACGGAUGUGGCUUGCCGAGUAUUCACUUCCUCGAGCCAAAGAGCGUCUGGACAGGGCCAGGGAGUUAGUCGGAGUGGAUGACAUGACAAAGACUGCCAAGAAGCAAGAAAUGCUUAAAAAACUUCACGCCAUGAGCAUUUACUGCAGCCAAAUUGGAGACACAAGGCCAAUUUCCUUUUGCCAGUUUAGUCCUGAUAGCAAAAUGCUGGUCACCGGCUCAUGGAGUGGACUCUGCAAACUGUGGUCCGUUCCCAGUUGUGAGCCAAUUUUGACAUUCAAAGGCCACGACUGCAAUGUUGGUGCAAUUGUUUUCCAUCCUGAAGCCACGCUCCGAGAAGGUAAAAGGGUGUGCGACUUAGCGUCAUGUGCCGUUGAUGGCUCAGUGAAGUUGUGGACUCUGAACAGUGAGGAACCUCUAGCCAAUGUUGAAGGACAUGCUCCGAAUAGAGUAUCUCGACUUGCUUUUCAUCCAUCGGGCCGUUUUCUUGGCACAUGUUGCUACGACAAUUCGUGGAGGUUAUGGGAUCUUGACCAGUGCCAAGAGGUUCUUCAUCAAGAGGGUCAUUGUAAACCAGUUUAUUGCAUUGCUUUUCAAGUGGAUGGAUCUGUGUGUGCCACGGGUGGCUUGGAUGCAUUCGGAAGAGUGUGGGACUUGCGGACAGGUCGGUGCAUCAUGUUUAUGGAAGGUCACCUAAAAUCUAUUUACGGCAUAGAUUUUUCCAGUAACGGGUAUCACAUGAUUACUGGAAGUGAGGAUCAUUCCUGCAAAGUUUGGGAUAUGAGAAAGAGAGCUUGCAUCUACACAAUACCUGCCCACUUGAACCUCAUCUCGCAAGUAAAAUAUCAGCCAGGCAAUGGGGAGUUUAUGGUCACUGGAUCGUAUGACACAACAGCAAAACUUUGGUCUCAUAAAACGUGGCAGCCGCUCAAGACACUGUCUGGUCAUGAUGGAAAAAUCAUGUGCGUUGACAUUGCACCAGAUUCAAAUUACAUUGUUACUUCAUCAUAUGAUAGGACAUUUAAGCUUUGGUCACCUGAAAUAUAAUUUUGUAUAAUAUCAUUUUUUGUCACCACUUCAACAAUCCCCAUUAUUUUAUAAGAAAUAUAAAAUAUAUGAC